GUUCCAACACCAGCGGCUCGCGGGGCUUCUACUUCAACACAGUCCUGUCACUGGCCCGCUCCCUAGCCGUGCAGAGACCGGCAUCCUUGGAGAAGACAGGAGAUGCCAACACAGUCUCAAGUGUCCACCUGAUACAAGUAGCUCACUCUUCAUCAGCAUCUUUCUCCAACCCAUUGUGCAGUCCCUUCUGUGUCUGAUGAGUUGUCUUCGAGAAUGACUCCUAUCCUGGGCCAACAGAAGGUUUGGGGACCAUGACCGCCGGGAUUCCUCUAAUCUCAGUCAGACCAUUAAGUCUGGUCUUUUUAGGAGAAUUUGGGGUCUGCAUCCCACUGAUCUCCUGCUCCCUCAGGGGUUCUCUGUUGAAGAAUCACAUAAUUUUAUCAAUUGAUGCCGAAAAGGCAUUUGACAAAGUUCAACACCCAUUCAUGAUAAAAGCUCUCAGCAAAAUAGGAAUAGAAGGAAAAUUCCUCAACAUAAUAAAGGGCAUUUAUACAAAGCCAACAGCCAACAUCACCCUAAAUGGAGAGAGCCUGAAAGCAUUCCCCUUGAAAUCAGGAACCAGACAAGGAUGCCCUUUAUCACCACUCUUAUUCAACAUCGUGCUAGAGGUCCUACCCAGAGCAAUUAGGCUAGAUAAAGAAAUAAAGAACAUCCAGAUUGGCAAGGAAGAAGUAAAAUUAUCUCAGUUUGCAGAUGACAUGAUCUUAUACACAGAAAACCCUGAGGAGUCCUCAAGAAAACUGUCAAAACUAAUAGAAGAGUUCAGCAGAGUAUCGGGAUACAAACAUACAAAAAAUCAGUUGGAUUCCUCUACACCAACAAAAAGAACAUCGAAGAGGAAAUCACCAAAUCGAUGCCAUUUACAGUAGCCCCCAAGAAGAUAAAAUACUUAGGAAUAAAUCUUACCAGAGAUGUAAAAGACUUAUACAAAGAAAACUACAAUACUCUCCUUUAAGAAACCAAAAGAGAGCUACAUAAGUAGAAAAACAUACCUUGCUCAUGGAUAGGAAGACUUAACAUUAUAAAAAUGUCUAUUCUACCAAAAGCGAUCUAUACAUUGAAUGCAAUUCCGAUCCAAAUUCCAACGACAUUCUUUAGUGAGAUGGAGAAACAAAUCACCAACUUCAUAUGGCAGGAAAAGAGGCCCUGGAUAAGUAAAGCAUUACUGAAAAAGAAGAGCAAAGUGGGAGGCCUUAUUCUACCUGAUUUUAGAACCGAUUAUACUACACUGCCACAGUAGUCAAAACAGCCUGGUACUGGUACAACAACAGACACAUAGACUAAUGGAACAGAAUUGAGAAUCCAGAUAUAAAUCCGUCCACGUAUGAGCAGUUGAUAUUUGACAAAGGUCCCAAAACAGUUAAAUGGGGGAAAAGACAGCCUUUUUAACAAAUGGUGCUGGCAUAACUGGAUUUCCAUCUGCAAAAAAAUGAAACAAGACCCAUACCUCACUCCAUGCGCAAAAACUAACUCAAAAUGGAUCAAAGACCUAAAUACAAAAUCUAAAACAAUGAAGAUCAUGGAAAAAAAAAUAGGGACAACGUUAGGAGCCCAAUACAUGGCAUAAACAGUAUACAGAACAUUACUAACAAUGCAGAAGAAAAACUAGAUAACUGAGAAAAUAACUAAAAAUCAAACACCUGUGCUCAUCUCAAGACUUCACCAAAAGAGUAAAAAGAUUACCUACAGAAACUGGGAAAAAGUUUUUAGCUAUGACAUUUCCAAUUAGCGUCUGAUCUCUAAAAUCUACAUGAGACUGCAAAAACUCAACUGCAAGAAGACAACCCAAUUAAAAAAUGGACAAAAGAUAUGAACAGACACUUCACUAAAGAAGGCAUUCAGGUAGCUAACAGAUAUAUGAGGAAAUGGUCACGAUCAUUAGCCAUUAGACAAAUGCAGAUCAAAACUACAAUGAGAUUUCAUCUCACUCCAACAAGGUUGGCAUUAAUCCAAAAAACACAAAACAAUAAAUGUUGGAGAGGCUGUGGAGAAAUUGGAACACUUAUACACUGCUGGGGGAAUGUCAAAUGGUACAACCACUUUGGAAAUCGAUUUGGCGCUUCCUUAAAAAGCUAGAAAUGGAACUACCAUAGGAUCCAGCAAUCCCACUCCUUGGAAUAUAUCCUAGAGAAGUAAGAGCCUUUACACGAACAGAUACAUGCACACCCGUGUUCAUUUCAGCACUGUUUAUAAUAGCAAAAAGAUGGAAGCAACCAAGGCGCCCAUCAGCGGAUGAAUGGAUAAAUAAAUUAUGGUAUGUUCACAGAAUGGAAUACUACACAUCGAUAAAGAACAGUGAUGAAUCUGUGAAACAUUUCAUAACAUGGAGGAAUCUGGAAGGCAUUAUGCUGAGUGAAAUUAGUUGCAAAAGGACAAAUAUUGUAUAAGACCACUAUUAUAAGAACUCAAGAAAUAGUUUAAACAGAGAAGGAAAUAUUCUUUGAUGGUUACGAGAGGGGGACGGAGGGAGGGUAGGAGAGGGGUAUUCACUAAUUAGAUAGUAGAUAAGAACUACUUUAGGUGACGGAAAGACAACACACAAUACAGGCGAGAUCAGUACAACUUGACUAAACCAAAAGCAAAGAAGUUUCCGGAAAAAACUGAAUGCUUCGAAGGCCAGCGUAGCAAGGGUGGGGGUUUGGGGGCCAUGGUUUCAGGGGACAUCUAAGUCAAUUGGCAUAAUAAAAUCUAUUAAGAAAACAUUCUGCAUCCCACCUUGGAGAGAGGCGUCUGCAAGUGGCAAUUUAAGAUGCAUCAAUUGGUCUCAACCCACCUGGACCAAAGGAGGAUGAAGAACACCAAGGACACAAGGUCCAAAAGCUGCUUUGCAUGUGCCCAGUGGAUUUCCAUGGGAUCUUCCAACUAGAUGAAAGGCGGAGAGAUGCGGUUAUUGCACUGGGUGUUUUUCUCAUUGAGUCCGAUCUGCAGCACAAAGAUUCCAUUGUUCCUUACCUUCUUCGGCUUCUUAAAGGUCUUCCCAAAGUGUACUGGGUAGAAGAAAGCACAGCUCGGAAAGGCAGAGGUGCCCUCCCAGUUGCAGAGAACUUCAGCUUCUGCUUGGUGACUUUGCUGUCUGAUGUGGCGUAUAGGGACCCUUCCCUCAGAGAUGAGAUUUUAGAGGCACUUUUGCAGGUUUUGCAUGUCCUUUUGGGAAUGUGUCAGACUUUGGAGAUUCAAGAAAAAGAAUACCUUUGCAAAUAUGCACUCCCAUGCCUGAUAGGAAUCUCACGAGCAUUUGGGCGUUACAGCAACACGGAGGAGUCUCUCCUCUCGAAGCUCUUUCCCAGAGUCCCUCCACAUUCCCUCCGAGUCCCAGAGGAGCUCGAAGGCAUUCGGAGGCGUUCCUUCAAUGACUUCCGCUCCAUCCUCCCCAGCAAUUUGCUGACAGUCUGUCAGGAGGGUACCCUGAAGAGGAAGACCAGCAGUGUGUCCAGCAUUUCUCAGGUCAGCCCAGAACGUGGGAUGCCGCCUCCCAGCUCACCUGGAGGAUCCGCCUUUCACUACUUUGAUGCCUCGUGCUUACCUGAUGGGAAUGCCCUGGAGCCGGAUUACUACUUCUCCACCGUCAGCUCCAGCUUCUCAGUUUCCCCUCUUUUCAAUGGCAUUACCUAUAAGGAGUUUGAUAUUCCACUAGAAAUGCUUCGGGAACUUUUAAACUUGGUGAAGAAGAUCGUCGAGGACCCUGUUCUCAAGUCUUUGGAUGCAGUCGUAGCCAGUGUCACAGAGGCCAGCCCCAGUGCAGACCUCUACUACUCCACCUUCAGUGACCCGCUCUACGUGGCCGUGUUCAAGAUGCUGCGGGACACUCUGUACUACAUGAAGGACCUCCCAACCUCCUUUGUGAAGGAGAUCCAUGAUUUUGUGCUGGAGCAGUUCAACACGAGCCAGGGGGAGCUCCAGAAGAUUCUGCAUGAUGCUGACCGGAUCCACAGCGAGCUCAGCCCGCUCAAGCUGCGCUGCCAGGCCAAUGCUGCCUGCGUGGACCUCAUGGUGUGGGCUGUGAAGGACGAGCAGGGUGCAGAAAAUCUCUGUAUCAAGCUGUCGGAGAAGCUGCAGUCCAAGACCUCCAGCAAAGUCAUCAUUGCUCACUUGCCAUUGCUGAUCUGCUGUUUGCAGGGCUUGGGCCGCCUGUGCGAGAGGUUCCCUGUGGUGGUGCACUCAGUGACGCCGUCUCUGCGAGACUUUCUGGUCAUCCCAUCCCCGGUGCUGGUGAAGCUCUACAAGUACCACAGUCAGUACCACACAGUUGCUGGCAAUGAUAUAAAAAUCAGUGUAACCAAUGAGCAUUCCGAGUCAACCCUGAAUGUUAUGUCGGGAAAGAAGAGCCAGCCUUCCAUGUACGAGCAGCUUCGAGACAUCGCCAUCGACAACAUCUGCAGGUGCCUAAAAGCCGGCCUGACAGUGGACCCGGUGAUCGUGGAGGCCUUCCUGGCCAGUCUGUCCAACAGGCUCUACAUCUCUCAGGAAAGCGACAAGGAUGCUCACCUGAUUCCCGACCACACGAUCCGGGCCUUAGGACACAUUGCGGUGGCCCUGAGGGACACUCCCAAGGUCAUGGAGCCAAUUCUGCAGAUCCUGCAGCAGAAAUUCUGCCAACCCCCGUCCCCUCUCGACGUGCUCAUCAUCGACCAGCUGGGCUGCCUGGUUAUCACCGGAAAUCAAUACAUCUAUCAGGAGGUGUGGAAUCUCUUCCAGCAGAUCAGUGUGAAGGCCAGCUCUGUCGUGUACUCAGCCACUAAGGACUACAAGGAUCACGGCUACAGGCACUGCUCCUUGGCUGUGAUCAAUGCGCUGGCCAACAUUGCGGCCAACAUCCAGGAUGAACACCUCGUGGAUGAGCUGCUGAUGAACCUGCUGGAGCUGUUUGUGCAGCUGGGGCUGGAAGGGAAGAGGGCCAGCGAGAGGGCCAGUGAGAAAGGCCCUGCCUUGAAGGCCUCCAGCAGCGCGGGGAACUUGGGAGUGCUCAUUCCUGUAAUAGCUGUGCUCACCCGCCGCCUGCCGCCCAUCAAGGAAGCGAAGCCACGGCUGCAGAAGCUCUUCCGAGACUUCUGGCUCUACUCCGUCCUGAUGGGGUUCGCUGUGGAGGGCUCAGGGCUCUGGCCAGAGGAGUGGUACGAGGGCGUCUGUGAGAUAGCCACCAAGUCUCCCCUGCUCACCUUCCCCAGCAAGGAGCCACUGCGCUCUGUCCUACAGUACAACUCGGCGAUGAAGAACGACACAGUUACCCCGGCUGAGCUGAGCGAGCUUCGCAGCACCAUCAUCAACCUGCUGGACCCUCCUCCCGAAGUGUCCGCCCUCAUCAACAAGCUGGACUUCGCCAUGUCCACCUAUCUCCUAUCUGUUUACCGACUGGAAUAUAUGAGGGUGCUGCGUUCAACAGACCCUGAUCGCUUCCAGGUGAUGUUCUGCUACUUUGAGGAUAAGGCUAUUCAGAAAGACAAAUCAGGGAUGAUGCAGUGUGUGAUUGCCGUCGCCGACAAAGUGUUUGACGCCUUCCUGAACAUGAUGGCAGAGAAAGCCAAGACCAAGGAGAACGAAGAGGAGUUGGAGCGGCACGCACAGUUCCUGCUGGUGAACUUCAACCACAUCCACAAGAGAAUAAGGAGGGUGGCUGACAAGUAUCUGUCUGGCCUGGUGGAUAAGUUCCCUCACCUACUCUGGAGCGGGACAGUGCUGAAGACCAUGCUGGACAUCCUGCAGACCCUGUCGCUUUCACUGAGUGCUGAUAUUCACAAGGACCAGCCGUACUAUGACAUCCCUGACGCCCCCUACAGGAUCACGGUUCCCGACACGUAUGAGGCCCGAGAGAGCAUCGUGAAGGACUUUGCUGCACGCUGUGGCAUGAUUCUACAAGAGGCAAUGAAGUGGGCACCGACGGUCACCAAGUCCCACCUGCAGGAAUACCUGAACAAACAUCAGAACUGGGUGUCAGGACUGUCCCAGCACACGGGGCUGGCCAUGGCCACUGAGAGCAUCCUCCACUUUGCUGGCUACAACAAGCAGAACACAACUCUCGGGGCAACUCAGCUAACUGAGCGUCCAGCCUGUGUGAAGAAAGACUACUCCAACUUCAUGGCAUCCCUGAAUCUGCGCAACCGCUAUGCUGGAGAGGUCUAUGGAAUGAUCCGGUUCUCAGACGCCACAGGCCAUAUAUCCGACCUGAACCGAAUGAUGGUCCAGGAGCUGAACACAGCGUUGGACCUCAGCAGCCCUCAGAACUACACACAGGCCAUGUUCAAGCUGACUGCCAUGCUCAUCAGCAGCAGAGAUUGUGACCCUCAACUCCUGCAUCACCUGUGCUGGGGCCCCCUCCGGAUGUUCAAUGAGCACGGCAUGGAGACAGCUCUGGCUUGCUGGGAGUGGCUGCUGGCCGGCAAGAACGGCGUGGAAGUGCCGUUCAUGCGGGAGAUGGCAGGGGCCUGGCAGAUGACAGUGGAGCAGAAGUUCGGCCUGUUUUCUGCGGAGGUUAAGGAAGCAGACCCUCUGGCAGCGUCAGAAGCAAGUCAGCCAAAACCCUGCCCCCCUGAAGUGACGCCCCACUACAUCUGGAUCGACUUUCUGGUGCAGAGGUUUGAGAUCGCCAAGUACUGCAGCUCCGACCAAGUGGAGAUCUUUUCCAGCCUCCUGCAGCGUUCCAUGUCCCUGAACAUCGGUGGAGCCAAAGGGAGCAUGAAUCGCCACGUGGCAGCCAUUGGGCCCCGCUUCAAGCUGCUGACCCUGGGGCUGGCUCUCCUACACGCCGAUGUGGUCCCCAACGCGACCAUUCGCAACGUCCUCCGGGAGAAGAUCUACUCGACCGCCUUUGACUACUUCAGUUGUCCCCCCAAGUUCCCAACUCAAGGAGAGAAGAGGCUGCGUGAAGACAUCAGCAUCAUGAUUAAGUUUUGGAUGGCCAUGUUCUCAGAUAAGAAGUACCUCACUGCCAGCCAGCUCGUUCCUCCAGAUAACCAAGACACGCGGAGCAACCUGGACAUAACGGUUGGCUCUCGACAGCAGGCCACGCAAGGCUGGAUCAACACGUACCCGUUGUCCAGUGGCAUGUCCACCAUCUCCAAGAAGUCAGGGAUGUCUAAGAAGACCAACCGGGGCUCCCAGCUGCACAAGUACUACAUGAAGCGCAGGACGCUGCUGCUGUCUCUGCUGGCCACCGAGAUUGAGCGCCUCAUCACGUGGUACAACCCAUUGUCAGCCCCAGAGCUGGAGCUGGACCAGGCAGGGGAGAACAGCGUGGCCAACUGGAGGUCCAAAUACAUCAGCCUGAGUGAGAAGCAGUGGAAGGACAACGUGAACCUCGCCUGGAGCAUCUCUCCUUACCUGGCCGUGCAGCUGCCAGCCAGGUUUAAGAAUACGGAAGCCAUCGGUAACGAGGUGACCCGUCUGGUACGCUUGGACCCAGGAGCCGUUAGUGAUAUCCCUGAAGCGAUCAAGUUCCUGGUCACCUGGCACACCAUCGAUGCUGACGCACCUGAGCUUAGCCACGUGCUCUGCUGGGCGCCCACGGACCCGCCCACCGGCCUCUCCUACUUCUCCAGCAUGUACCCACCGCACCCGCUCACCGCGCAGUAUGGGGUCAAGGUCCUGCGGUCGUUCCCUCCGGACGCCAUCCUGUUCUACAUCCCGCAGAUUGUGCAGGCCCUCAGGUACGACAAGAUGGGCUACGUGCGGGAGUACAUCCUGUGGGCAGCGUCCAAAUCCCAGCUGCUGGCCCACCAGUUCAUCUGGAACAUGAAAACUAACAUUUAUCUAGAUGAAGAGGGGCACCAGAAGGACCCCGACAUUGGCGACCUGCUCGAGCAGUUGGUGGAGGAGAUCACAGGCUCCUUGUCUGGCCCGGCCAAGGACUUCUACCAGCGGGAAUUCGACUUCUUCAACAAGAUCACCAAUGUAUCGGCCAUCAUCAAGCCCUACCCUAAAGGUGAUGAGAGAAAGAAGGCGUGUCUGUCCGCGCUGUCUGAGGUGAAAGUGCAGCCAGGCUGCUACCUGCCCAGCAACCCCGAGGCCAUCGUCCUGGACAUCGACUAUAAAUCUGGGACCCCCAUGCAGAGGUGCGGUGCCCCUUCUUCUGUGUCCUUGUUCUCAGGGAGUUUUUCUUUGCUUUAUCACUUCCACCACAUUCUUUUCCCACACCCCAGUGCAGCAAAGGCCCCGUACCUGGCCAAGUUCAAGGUGAAGCAUUGUGGAGUGAGUGAACUAGAGAAAGAAGGGCUGCGGUGUGGCUCUGACUCUGAUGAGAGUGGCACACAGGAGGCUGACGCCCAGAAGAUCUCCUGGCAGGCCGCCAUCUUCAAAGUUGGGGACGACUGCAGACAGGACAUGCUGGCCCUGCAGAUCAUCGACCUCUUUAAGAACAUCUUCCAGUUGGUCGGCCUGGACCUCUUUGUGUUUCCCUACCGGGUGGUGGCCACUGCCCCUGGGUGCGGGGUGAUCGAGUGCAUCCCCGACUGCACCUCAAGAGACCAGCUGGGCCGCCAGACAGACUUCGGCAUGUACGACUACUUCACACGCCAGUAUGGAGACGAGUCCACCCUGGCCUUCCAGCAGGCCCGCUACAACUUCAUCCGGAGCAUGGCCGCCUACAGCCUCCUGCUCUUCCUGCUGCAGAUCAAAGAUAGGCACAACGGCAACAUCAUGCUGGACAAGAAGGGCCACAUCAUCCACAUCGACUUUGGCUUCAUGUUUGAAAGCUCACCGGGCGGCAACCUAGGCUGGGAGCCGGACAUCAAGCUGACAGAUGAGAUGGUGAUGAUCAUGGGGGGCAAGAUGGAGGCCACGCCCUUCAAGUGGUUCAUGGAGAUGUGUGUCCGUGGCUACCUGGCCGUGAGGCCCUACAUGGAUUCAGUUGUCUCUCUAGUCACCCUCAUGUUGGACACGGGCCUGCCCUGUUUCCGAGGCCAGACAAUCAAGCUCUUGAAGCACAGAUUCAGUCCCAACAUGACAGAGCGAGAGGCUGCAAAUUUCAUCAUGAAGAUCAUUCAGAACUGCUUCCUCAGCAACAGGAGCCGGACCUACGACAUAAUCCAGUACUAUCAGAACGACAUCCCUUACUGAGCACAGCGCCAUCUGCCUUCCUGCACGCUGCAGCCAGUGCACUCCGGGUAGCUCUGUAUGUGCGUGUAUGUUCCUGCAGCCCUUCCCACAGCCAUGAGCCUUGGUGGCCUCUUGGACAAGCCUUCCAAUUCCGGACUGCUGCAUAGCUGUGUGUGUGUGUGCAUGUAUGUUCCUGCAGCCAUAAGCUGUGUUGCCUCUUGGACAAGCCUUCCAACACUGGGCUGCUGCACAGGAGACGCAUGCCUGAUGGGCAGGGCCAUAGGUGCACUGCAGGAAGCCUGCCUCGACCCAGUGGAUUUUACAGGAGGAGAACCAUACCUUCGGAACUUGGCAGUCUGGUCUCCCCUUAUGUAUGACACUUGUAGCAUUGCUUUUGUGACGUUGUAGAAAUGACAAUUACCUGACAGCGCUGUCUGUGCGGUGGUGUGAAUACUUUGUUUGCACUGGACACAUUCCUACCUGUCUUAUUUUAUAGGUACCUGAAGUAUUUUUGUGCGUGUGUAAAAGAACAGAAAAAUUAUAUCCAACUUGGACAAAAUAAAAACUCCAAAAAGUUC
Loxodonta africana (African savanna elephant) is the source of this 9605-nucleotide messenger RNA. RefSeq names its product phosphatidylinositol 4-kinase alpha (gene PI4KA). Gene Ontology annotation, molecular function: 1-phosphatidylinositol 4-kinase activity. Gene Ontology annotation, biological process: phosphatidylinositol-mediated signaling; phosphatidylinositol phosphate biosynthetic process. Lineage: Eukaryota; Metazoa; Chordata; Mammalia; Proboscidea; Elephantidae. Gene Ontology annotation, cellular component: cytoplasm; plasma membrane. The record is from RefSeq and is a predicted model, not a curated record. The transcript has 55 exons. The coding region runs from base 2830 to 9048 and encodes 2072 amino acids.